Ipomoea triloba (trilobed morning glory) is the source of this 1491-nucleotide messenger RNA. RefSeq names its product gibberellin 20 oxidase 1-like. The record is from RefSeq and is a predicted model, not a curated record. Bases 102 to 1196 code for a protein of 364 amino acids. Gene Ontology annotation, biological process: flower development; response to light stimulus; gibberellin biosynthetic process. NCBI's taxonomy places the organism in Eukaryota, Viridiplantae, Streptophyta, Magnoliopsida, Solanales, Convolvulaceae. Gene Ontology annotation, molecular function: gibberellin 20-oxidase activity. The transcript is spliced from 3 exons.
CACCAUUAAUCGCCUCUUCCUUCUUCUUCUACUCUCUCUCUACCCAUCCAAUUAGUCGUUUCAUGCAACGGCUUUAAACUGUUUGAAAGCAACCAACAACAAUGGUCAACCAAGGAGGCGUCCCAAAGCCGUUAAUUUUCGACGCCUCCGUCCUCCAACACGACCCAAACAUCCCCACGCAGUUCAUCUGGCCGGACCACGAGAAGCCCGCCGCCGACCCCGCCCCACAACUCGCCGUCCCUCUCAUCGACCUCGGCGGCUUCCUCUCCGGCGACCCCGCCGCCGCCCUCCAAGCCUCCACGCUCGUCGGCGAAGCGUGCAAGAAACACGGCUUCUUCCUCGUCGCCAACCACGGCGUCGACGCCUCCCUCAUUUCCCACGCCCACCGCUACAUGGACCACUUCUUCCACCUCCCCCUCUCCGAGAAACAAAAGGCCGAGCGAAAACUCGGCGACCAUUGCGGCUACGCCAGCAGCUUCACCGGCCGGUUUUCCUCAAAACUGCCGUGGAAAGAAACCCUCUCUUUCAGCUUCUCCGCCGACAAAAGCUCCCACGACAUAGUCGUCGACUAUUUCCAAAGCACAUUGGGCCAAGAUUUCUCCCAUAUCGGGAAGAUUUAUCAAGAGUACUGCAAUGCAAUGAGCAAUCUGUCGCUAGGGAUAAUGGAGCUUCUGGGGAUGAGUUUGGGCGUGAGCCAGAACCAUUUCAGGGAAUUCUACCAAGAAAACGAGUCGAUAAUGAGACUGAACUAUUAUCCGCCGUGCCGGAAACCGGAGCUGACGUUAGGCACCGGUCCCCAUUGCGAUCCCACGUCACUCACCAUCCUCCACCAAGAUACCGUCGGUGGGCUUCAAGUGUUUGUGGACAACCAGUGGCGCUCCAUCUCCCCCAAUUUCAACGCCUUUGUCGUCAACAUCGGCGACACUUUCAUGGCGCUAUCGAAUGGGAGGUAUAAAAGUUGUUUGCACAGGGCAGUGGUGAACAGCAAGAGUCCCAGGAAAUCGCUGGCUUUCUUUCUGUGCCCAAAGAAGGAUAAGGUGGUGAGGCCACCAACUGAACUGGUGGACUCCAGCAAUCCAAGAGUAUAUCCAGAUUUCACAUGGCCCACCCUUCUUGAGUUCACCCAAAAGCAUUAUAGAGCGGACAUGAACACCCUGCAAUCCUUCUCCACUUGGCUAGCUUCAACCCCCAAUUGAUUGAAGAUGAAGAAGAAGAAGAAGAAGAAGAUAAUACUAUUAUAUAUAUGCAUGCAUGAUACUACUAUCUAUAUAUCCGCGGAUCCCUACAAGAUAUAUAUAUGUGAAUCAGUGCCCUUUCCGAUCUGUCUUACGAGGCGCCGGAAAAUGCUUGGAAGGAAAAUGAUCUGAUGAUUGACGAAAUUAAGGAUAAUAUAUAAGCUAGGGCGUUAGUUUCUCAUUUCAAAACUUGUGGAACCAAAAUAUAGAGGGAAAAAUAAUAUAUAUGCAAUGUCACUUCAAUUCCUCUGAUUAA